GGCCGGGACAGUGGGCGGGAGCCAGGGAUAUCUGCCCUGACUGUCGAGGAGCCAGGCGCGGGUCCGAGCGGCUUCCCCGCGGGCGAUGCUGGCGGGAGGGCCUGGGUCAGACCUGUGAGGUUGUGCGGAGGAUGCCCGCUGUUAUUGGGGAGUCCCCCGCAGCCCACGCCCCACCCCGGCAGGAUGGCUACAUCCCAACCCCGCCCGGAUGCAGAGCAUAGUUUGGGACUGUGGCCCGCAGUCUGAGCGUAUGUGGGAGCUGUGGAAGUAAAUGUGAGCUGUCCAGACUGUCACACCGCCCAGCGAUAGCCACGAUAAGGAAACUGAGGCACGGAGUAUAAAUUAAUUUGUCCAAGUCCAAACAGUUGGCAAAGAUUAAGUGGGAUCUAAGACGCCCAAGACCUCAUCCAGAAUCCCAUUUCUGUUACCACCCAAAGGUAUUUACAGUGUUCAAACUAGAGCAAACGUGGAAUCAAUGGCAUGGUCUUCAGUAAGAGAAUGGAUUUGCUGACUCAUACAUCUAGAUAAUGUCAGAUGAUCCAGCACUGAAGAGAAAGGAACCCACAACCAGGAGUGUCCAUCCGCCACAGAUAAUGUCCUACGUUUUUGUGAAUGAUUCUUCACAGACUAAUGUGCCCUUGCUUCAAGCCUGCAUCGAUGGGGACUUCACCUAUUCCAAGCGGCUUUUGGAAAGUGGCUUUGACCCAAAUAUCCGAGACAGCAGGGGCAGAACAGGCCUCCACCUUGCUGCGGCCCGAGGGAACGUAGACAUCUGCCAGCUGCUUCAUAAGUUUGGUGCUGACCCAUUGGCCACAGAUUAUCAGGGGAACACGGCCCUCCACCUGUGUGGCCAUGUGGACACUAUCCAGUUCUUAGUUUCCAACGGACUCAAAAUUGAUAUUUGCAAUCAUCAAGGUGCUACCCCUUUAGUUCUGGCAAAGCGCCGGGGCGUGAAUAAAGAUGUUAUCCGAUUGCUGGAGUCUUUGGAAGAACAGGAGGUAAAAGGAUUUAACAGAGGCACUCACUCGAAGCUGGAGGCCAUGCAGACAGCGGAGAGCGAAAGUGCCAUGGAAAGCCAUUCUUUGCUCAAUCCCAACCUCCAGCAAGGCGAAGGAGUCCUGUCCAGCUUCCGAACUACAUGGCAGGAGUUUGUGGAGGACCUAGGUUUCUGGAGGGUCUUGCUCUUGAUCUUGGUCAUUGCUUUGCUGUCUCUGGGCAUUGCCUACUAUGUGAGUGGGGUGCUGCCCUUCAUGGACAACCAGCCUGAGCUGGUGCACUGAGGCUUCCAGAGAUAAUGAUAGGGCCUGUCCAUAUGGGUUUUCAGUUCUUAGAUCAUUUCUUAGUACAAGGCAAUGAGAGCUGUCUGGUUUUUGUUUUGGAUUUUUACUUACCAUGACUCAGAAGAAUGGUGUUUUCCAUUAAACUUUUUCCUGUAGCUGGUUAUACUGCAUCCUAACACUACCUCUGACAUAGCCUGUGUCUAAAGAAGAUAUCCCCAGGCUUGUGUGAUUAAAGUGUGGUAAUGACCAGAGUGGACACUCAAGGCAGAGAUUUGGGAGGCCUCACAGAAGGGACCUGACUCUGGUGGAGGAGCAGUGACCAUUUGUUGUUGUUGUUGUUAGUUUGUUUUGUUUGUUUUUGCAAUAGCCCAGUUCUGUUUUUGUUUACUUUCCUAGCGAAAGGAGAGAGUGAAAACUUCUGACUUAAAUUUUGAUUUUUUUUUUUUCACAAUAGGAAUUUGACUUUAAAAGUGUAUUUUCAAGCUAGUCAGACAGUAGACAGGUUUUGAAAAUUAGCAAGUCUUUUCUUUAACAUGGAUUGUCUUGUUCUGUGUCUGUGAAAAUCAGCUUGUAGAGUUCAGCUCACUCUUCAGUCUCUUUGAGAUGUCCUGUUGAGAAAAACAGCAGGAAACUCUUUGUAGCAAGUGGUCACUAGAGAAAAGAACCCUCUCUCUCCUCCACUGUCACGUAGUUCUGCAGUGCUGCCAGGACAGAUGAGUUAGUUCUUAAGCCAGCUGUGUGUUGCACUUCAUCACAGUUGACCUAUUUUAAGACCUCUGCUUGGGGCUCUGACAAACACCGUCUGGUCAGCAGGUGUCCAGCUGUGGGAGUGGAGGAGUGUUUCUGAAUUAAGAGCCCUGGACAAUAUCUUGCUGCUGUCAUGGCGUCAGUUGCUGUGUGUGGGUGCAUGAUGUAAAUAGGACUCUGGACCCCAAGCAGCUCCCGGCAGUGUAUUUGAAAACCCUCUUUGGUUCUGCAAUAUAGAAACACAUUUUUUAAUGUUAUUAUAGAGAAUGGAGGCUUCCUAAUUGUUUAUUCAGUAAAAUCUGAAGGCUGCAGUGAAGAGCUAACGGUUUUGUUUGCUGUAACCUAGCUGAGUGUUUGAGUGGAGGGGUCUGUUCUGUGAGCCUCUUGCUUACUGGUAUUUUCUCCUCUGCAUUCAGGGACCAGGUACGGACACUUUUUUCAUUCAUGCGGCUUUACCUGCCUGAAGGGACUCUUUACAGCCCCUGACUGGCUGCUUCAGAUUCAGCUUGCAGUAUCUUGCUUUUAAUUAAUCAUGCUUGGUGGAAUGAAAGGGGGAAGCAGGCUUUUGCUUUUUGCAUGGAGAACACUAAAAUUCAAGUUUAAAGUAUGAUCAGAAUGAGAGCUAAGUUUAAAUUAUGAUCAGAAUGAGAGCUUUGGAUUAGUUUUCCCUCUCUAAGUCUCAAUAUAUGUAAUAUAUAAAUAUGUUCCAUCUAAGAUCCCUGCUUUCUGCCCAGUGCUGGUUUCUUGGAAUUGUGUGCUCUGCAUUAUUCAUUCAGUAAUAUGCUACCAAUAAAUGCAUUUGGAAAUCCUUAGUCACCAGCCAUUUUCUUUCUUAGGAUUUUGUAAUGGAUUUGCAGUUAGCUAUUUUAAAAGCCAAGUGCUUUAAGCCCUAAUAUAGUUAGAGACUUUUAUUUGUUUGGCUUACAAAUGCUACAGAACUAAUCAGUGAUCAUUGCAUAUGGAUUUAAGUGUGGUGGGAACUGUCAUGAUUCAGCAUCUCCCAGUUAGGUCACUUAGCAUGCCUCAUCUCAUUAUACCUGUGUUCUCGGGUACCGCCUGUCCCCAUCUCAGAAGAUGAGAAGGCUGAUGCAGGGAUCAGUAGCCCACCCAGGCCAAGGUCACUGGUGUGCAGUGAGAGCAGGGUCUAGGUGGAGGCUGUGUCCCACGCCUGUCUGCUCUUUCCUCUCCUCACUUCUUGUGCUGCAUCUGGCCAUGGUACCCUGUUUAUUUAGAGCCUGGCCUACUGCCUUCUCAGCAGGGCAUCACUCAGUGUCUCUCUCCUGCUCUUGCAUUCUUGCAAAUGCUCUUGCAUUUACUACAGUAUACAUCUCUUUACACAUCUCUAUUUGCUGUAACUGUGUUGCUCAAGCUGAACCCAUAGCAUGAUAAGAAAACAGUCCACAGUUGCCUCAGAUGCCCCUUCUAGUUUUUAUCACUCACUGUACAUUUGUUUUGCAUUUUUUGGCCUAUUGCUAUGUCCUUUUGUUCCUAUAGUCAUAAAUACAAGCUUCAGGAGAGCAAGGCCUUGGGCUAUUUUUAUAACCCUAUGCCCACUGUACAUCUUACAGAAACUUUGUGCAAAAAUACUGGAAGUAUUACUGUAUUACUUAUUUAUGUAUCACUAUAUAUAUAUAUAUAUAUAUAUAUAUUUUUUUUUUUUUUUUUUUUUUUUUGAGACAACGUGUCAUGUAGUUCAGGCUGGCCUCAGACUCCCUGUGUAGCUGAUGAUGACCUUAAACUUCUGAUCCUUCUGCUUCCAACUCCCAAGUGCCACAAGUACAGGUGUGUGCUACCAUGUCCAGUUUUAUCUGUACUAGACAAGCAGUGUACCCCUGAGCCUCCUCCCCAGCCCUCCUUUAUUUUCAGAUUGAGUAGCUUUUAACAUUAAAUGUCCCAACAAACUGCAUGUGUGAAUGGUGUGUGAACCAUGCUUGCUUUUGUGGCAUAGAUGCCAGUGGGGGAACUGUGUAGACUGAUGCUGUGUGGCCCUACCUACAGAAAGGUGGGCAUUUACCAGAACUGCCUGCCGCAGGCUUACACACAGACACACACACCCACACCAUUAAAUCGAGGAGCAGCAGUCUCCUUUUGUUGUUAUUUUGUUCUGCUGUGUUGAUGAGAAGUGUACUCCUUAGGUUAAAUAUUUGAACACUUGGUGUCCAGCUGGUGAUACUGUUUAGGAGGUGGGAACCCCUGGUAUCUGGGGCAAACUUUGAGAGUUCAUAGCCUCAACCCACUCCAGUUCACUUCCUGGCUUCACAUUUGUAUUUGAAGAUGUGAUCUCUGCUCUUGCCCCCUGCAGCCAUGCCUCCUUGGGAACUGUAAACCAAAAUAAACUUUUUUUCUCUGGAA
Molecule: messenger RNA, 4379 nt
Organism: Psammomys obesus (fat sand rat)
Lineage: Eukaryota; Metazoa; Chordata; Mammalia; Rodentia; Muridae
Gene: Ankrd46
Product: ankyrin repeat domain 46
Exons: 6
Coding region: 528-1280 (250 amino acids)
Molecular function (GO): protein binding
Source: RefSeq, a predicted model, not a curated record